Dentiscutata erythropus is the source of this 1191-nucleotide messenger RNA. NCBI's taxonomy places the organism in Eukaryota, Fungi, Glomeromycota, Glomeromycetes, Diversisporales, Gigasporaceae. The record is from the annotation of a GenBank genome assembly.
AUGGCCAAAUUUUUUGAUCCUCUUUCUUUAAUUCUAGAACAAUAUGAGGACGAUGAAGAAAACGAAGCAAACUAUGAUAGUCCAGAUCAUUCAAGUCAGCCUUCAACUUCACAAAAUAAGACUACCCCACUAUCAGAAAUAGACAGAACCAUUUGUCAAGCUUGCAAUAUUAACAAAUGGAAAUAUAAGUGUCCAAAAUGUGAAUUUCGCUCAUGCUCUUUACCAUGUUCAAAAUUACAUAAAGAAACAUAUAAUUGCGAUGGCGUAAGAUCAAAAACAAGUUAUAUAGCACUACAUGAAUACGGAUAUAAAGAAUUGAUGAGUGAAGAUGCUAUUUCCUUGGAAAAAUUGCGUCAAACACUAAUUCGAUUAGAAGAUACUAUAAUUUUUGCUCUUAUAGAGCGAGCUCAAUUCAGCUACAAUAAGCCUGUUUACGAGCCCGGCUUUUAUAAAUAUAAGGACUGCGAAGAUUUUGAAGGAAGCUUCUUAGAAUACUUUCUGCGAGAGUCAGAAAAGUUUCAAACAGCAAAAGUAAGAAGAUAUCAAAGUCCCGAUGAAUAUCCUUUUACUACUGGACCUCUUCCCGAUCCAAUAAUUCCCCCUCUUGAUUACCCGCAAAUUCUUAAGCCAAAUAACAUUAAUGUUAACGCAAAAAUUAUGGAAUUUUAUGUUGAGCAAAUUGUCCCUUCGUUAUGUGCCAUGGAAGAUGAUCAGAAUUAUGGUUCUGCUGCAACUCGAGAUGUUAUGUGUCUUCAAGCCUUAUCUCAGAGAAUUCAUUAUGGUAGUAUUAUAUUUCAAUUGUUUAUUAUUUCUUGUAACAAAAUCUCAUCUCUUAAAAAAAAAAAAAAAGGAAAGUAUGUUGCCGAAGCAAAAUUCCGGGAUCCAGAACUUCAACCAAAGUACAUCGAAUACAUAAAAUCUCGCGAUUCAAAGGCUAUUGAAGAGUUAUUAACAAAUAAAAAAGUAGAAGAAGCUUUGUUAAAACGCCUUAAACGUAAAGCCCUCAUUUAUGGUCAAGAUAUAACUGAGGCUGGCGAUUUUAAAUUAGAUGCUGAACAUGCAUCAAAAUAUUUAAAGAUCAAUGUAGACUUAGUUGUUGAAUUGUACGAAAAAUGGGUAAUUCCCCUGACAAAGGAAGUUGAAGUUAGUUAUCUUUUAGAACGUCUUGAUAACAACGAAAAACUUAAAUAA